Messenger RNA from Cloeon dipterum, 2533 nucleotides. Its product is annotated as transmembrane protein 181. The transcript has 11 exons. NCBI's taxonomy places the organism in Eukaryota, Metazoa, Arthropoda, Insecta, Ephemeroptera, Baetidae. Gene Ontology annotation, molecular function: toxic substance binding. The record is from RefSeq and is a predicted model, not a curated record. The coding region runs from base 105 to 1760 and encodes 551 amino acids.
AGUCUCUGGUUGUCUUGUGGCGCAGGCGCCUACUACCUCGUAAGCUGAACUCCACUCCGUAACUACAGCGGGUGUUUUCGCGACUGCAUGAUUGCACCCUAAAAAUGGCCGGAAUACGGCCUGAGGCUAGCCUUGGCUAUGCGUACCACAUGCCCACGGCAGGUUUGUGUCUCAGGGUGCGCAGUGCCCUGUCCCAGUUCAGCGACCUGUUCAGCGAGUUCAACAAAUACAUCGCUCCUGCGUAUCACCACGACCGCUGUGAAAGAUCCGUGCAGAUGCGACUCUACACGAUGCACAAGAGGGAGUUCGUCAUGGUUUUCGUCGCGUUUUUCGCAAUAUUUGGCCUUGGCGUGUUUAUCGGAAUUGCAGGUCCUCCAAUAACGCACACGACCGUCCAGCGAUCGGGCCAACUUCUCCCUAAAGUCAACAACAGUGACAUAAGCAGAGGACCCUUUGUGAUGCGCACACCUGCCCUCACCACGUACUGUCAGCAGCUGUGGGUCAUUGCCAAAAUGAAAACCGCAAACAAAGACGACGAGACCUACGACAAGCGCUUUCACAUGAGUGUCACAAUAGAAGGGAUCACUGCUGAUCACAAGCCGUUGACCGUUCUCCGAGAAGAUCAAGCGCACAAUAGAACAAGACACGUUCAUUGCCAGCGAGAGGAGUGUGACGAUUUCAUAGUUUUACAUCUCGGAUUCCUUGACUACACGCAUUACAUUUUGACAGUCCACCUAUACGGACUCGAAAGUUUUCAUCAAAGAUACAACAUCAAGGAAGUCCUCUUUUACUUCAAAACAUACAACCCUGACUUUACACAAUUGGAAUUGUGGUUCAGAAUAAUCUUUCUUUUGAUGACAUUCGUAACAGCCUGUUGGUUUGCCCACGCUCUUCGGAAGUACACAGUUUACGACUGGUCGAUUGAGCAGAAAUGGAUGUCAGUGUUACUUCCUCUCCUCCUCCUUUACAACGAUCCGAUAUUUCCAAUGACAUUUUUGUUCAACUCGUCCGUUCCUGGGGCACUGGACGCUAUUUUUCAAGCUACCUUCCUUUGUGCCUUACUUUUAUUCUGGCUGUGCAUUUACCACGGAUUGAGACAGAACGAAAGAAACAUUCUGACUUUCUACCUGCCAAAAGUAUUGAUAGUUGGUAUGUUAUGGCUGUCUGCUGUAGUCAUGGCUAUUUGGCAAAAAUACAAUGAGCUGCAGGACCCCACAUACAGCUACAAGAUCGACACUGAUAACUUCUAUAAUUUCAAGAUAUUCUUCUUUGUUGUUGGAGGAUUAUACCUGGUUUACCUCUUCUUCUUGAUUUUACGAGCGUACACAGAUCUCAGAGCAAUGCCGUUUUUUGAUAUGCGAUUGAAGUUUUUGACGCUGCUCAUGCUAAUUGUGCUGAGUCUGAGCAUCAUGAUUACUGUCCUCCGUUUUGGAGUCGGAAUAUUGGAAGAUAACUUUGUAGCUGAACUCUCAACAACCUACAAAAAUUCGGCCGAGUUCAUGUCUUUUUAUGGACUGCUAAACUUUUAUCUUUACACGAUGGCCUAUGUGUACGCUCCUUCAGAAAAUAACAUAUUCGGUAAAAAAUUAAUUAUACGCGUUGAGCGAGAUUUGAUUAAUAUCUCUCAAUUAGAAACCAGUAUUACGAAAGACAACCCUGCUUUCUCCAUGAUCAAUGACAGCGACGAAGAUGUAGUGUACGGGUCUGACGAGGAAUGCAGGCAGCCUCUUACAAGAAGCCAUGACGACGAUAGUGACUGAAUAAACCGAACAUCGUCGUCCCCGUGAAAGGCGUUACGUUAUUAAUCAAUGUGAUAUAUGUCAUUUUUAUGUGCUGAUUAUAUGGAAAAUUGACAGAUGCGCAUUUGUCCAAAACACCCUUGCGUAGAUUUAUUUUCAACAUUGAAAUAUCAGGAUUUUUAUAAAAAUACAUCACCCGGAUAUAAUAACAAGUGAAUAGAUUUGAAUUUGUUAUUUAACAACACGCAUAGAGGUCUGAGCCAGCAGUCUAUUUUCCCCGAUUAAUUUUUGCGUUGUAUUGGAUUUGAGCAGAUAAAGGCUCAACUUAAUUAACAGCUACCAUGGCUUAUUAAAAUUAGAGCAGCUCAGACUUCAUAUUAUGAGGCAAGGUUGAACUAAAAUUUCAAGAACUUCAAAUAUUGUUGUGAAACAUAGUAACAUGUACUCAUGCAAUUCCACUAAGAAUGUUGAAACGGAUUGGUAACUUUGUGAUGUUAAAGCCACUGACUGAAAUUUGUUUUUCCAUUGAAUCACAUCAUCAUCUUUUGACACAACCGAGUUUGAACUAACAAUUAUCAACACACAUUGCUAGUCAAAUGCUAGAAUUUUUGGUUUCCAGCUGAAACAUAAUUGUUAUCAUAACCACUGUCUGUGUGUUCUGGAUGAGAUCAUUGCAUAAUCUCGAAACUAUCAUAAUUAUUGUAAGAGAAUGAUGUAUAUUAUUUAAAUUUAGGUGUUAAAAACGUGAAUAAAAUAAUCGACACAGGCGAGAGUAGCCUGGUUAUGGAUACAAA